AUGGUAAUUGUAUAAUAAUUGGAUUAUACGACCAGAAUCCUGAGCUCAAUCAUCUGUAGGACUUUCCCCCGUUUUGACCGUCUACUUACGUUGUGUCUGGAAAAUUUAGAUGACAAUGAUCAUCUUAAUUUCUCAAUUGAUUUCCUCCCAUUGACAGAAUGUUCCACAAUAAAAUUGUCAAACGUAGCUUGCCUUUUUUUUAUAGGAUUGCUUCAUUUAAUAGGUUUUCCCCCAUCACGUUGCCUCUGUCCUUUUUAUUUCGUUUCAUGCGACUUUGUGACAAAACUCUCUGAAUCUAGGUCGGUCUGUCUGAAAAUUUCAAUCCAGGGGGUGCAAAACCUGCGGAAGAGAGGAGAUUGAGAGGGGCUGCAAUGGUGAGGGGAGGAUCCAAGGGGGAAUCGCCACUGUUCCAGGCUUUGGCUGGUGGCCUAUCAAAGCUUACAGGCCUUGUCCAGGAUUCGUGGAAUCUGGUGGAAGAUACAGGCGGCGUGGGCAAAGCAUGGAUGAGGUUGCCUUUGGAAGGGGAGGAAGAGAGUCUUCUACAGGGUCUUCAGACUAAGCAACUUCGAGGUAGUUCCUUGAUUCCACCUUUUCAUUGUACCCGCAAUUUUUUUUUUAUAAUAAUCUUACCCACCUUAGUGCCGUGAUCUUCGUUAAUUUUAUUGGAAAUGUAUCCAUAGAUUCCUUACAACUGGGUUUCAAAGGGCCUUCUGUAAUGUUCUUGUGGCCAGUGUGGAAUUAUUAUUCACAUUCCUGAUGUAUGCAUAGUUUGAUGAUUUAUGCAGGAAAUAGAAUUGA
Molecule: messenger RNA, 798 nt
Organism: Spirodela intermedia
Lineage: Eukaryota; Viridiplantae; Streptophyta; Magnoliopsida; Alismatales; Araceae
Source: the annotation of a GenBank genome assembly